AUGCAGCGGCACGGGCUGGAGUCGCAGGUGUCAGACACUUUGCAUUGUGAGUCCGUCCCGAUCAAAGGGGAUGCAGAGCUCCGAGCACUUCAAAAGCGGAGUGAGGAGGAGCCACGGGGACCCCUGGGGUCUGCCAGAGGAGGGGGGCUCACUGCGGGUAUAAGAGGCUUAGACAGUGCGGAGCAGGUUAAUGGGGGUACCCCUGCCCAGAGGAAGCGAAAGCGGACCCUGUACAGCAAGUGGCAGCAGGUGGAGCUGGAGAGUGUGUUUGCUGUGGUGCCUUAUCCAGAUAUUAGCACAAGGGAGCACCUGGCCAAAAUCAUCAGGCUGCCAGAAUCCAAAGUACAGGUUUGGUUCCAAAACCGAAGAGCCCGGAAAAACAAGAGUGGAAAGCUGGACAAAUCUUUAUACAAGAGGGGCUCUUCCACCCGGACACCGUACUUGCAUCUAACCACGCAAGCCCAUUCACAGAUCUGUAAUUCCAGAGAGCCUCUGAUUUCCAUGCAGUUCCCAUCAAACCAGCCACUGGUUUAUGGUUCAUACUGUCAGCAGGAGGCUGGCGUACAGCAGGUGCCAUGUCAGCAAGUCAUCGAAGCAUCUCCUCCACAUUAUCAUCAGCAGUAUUUCGGAGAUGACACCUUGCAGUACAACCAUGGACAGCAGGGGCUACAGUGGGAGUGUUAUCCCCCCAAUAAACAAAGCCCACACUACGGAUACAACAGUGUUCCAGCUCAGAUGAUGGAGCUGGAACAUUAUAUGACUUCACAGCUUUCAUAUUUAGGGGUGUUUCCUCAAGGAAUGGAUCAGAAUGGAUCUCAAACCUCAUUAGGAUCUAUAUCUGAUCUCAUAUACAAUUCUGCCAUAAUCACCAAUGCUGGAGAAUCCUAAGCGUUUUCUUUGGAACUCAAAGGAUUUAUCAGAUGAUACAUUCUACCAUAAAGACUAGACUAUAUGAAGCUUAUGGAAAACUCGAACCAGCCUCCAAGACACUUAUAAUACAACUGGAGUUACGUGACAGCAGCUGCCGAGUAACCAUAUUGCGAACAUAAAACUACAAAGGAGAAGGGUCCCUCGAUUCUGGAGUUUGAUUUGUUAAUGCUUUGAUUUCUAGAGAAGGAAGUGGUGUUAACACCUACAUAUUUCUG
Spea bombifrons (plains spadefoot toad) is the source of this 1145-nucleotide messenger RNA. RefSeq names its product SEBOX homeobox (gene SEBOX). The record is from RefSeq and is a predicted model, not a curated record. Bases 1 to 888 code for a protein of 295 amino acids. Gene Ontology annotation, biological process: regulation of DNA-templated transcription. Lineage: Eukaryota; Metazoa; Chordata; Amphibia; Anura; Pelobatidae. Gene Ontology annotation, molecular function: DNA-binding transcription factor activity, RNA polymerase II-specific; DNA binding. The transcript has 3 exons.